AUGACUCGAUGGCCCUGCAUGUCACGUGAGCAUGCCACUGUGAGCGAGGAGGGGCGGUGUCUCCUGUCUGUGGGCAGGUCCCUCCCUCAUCUCUGCACCGUGAAGAGGCCCCUGCUCAUCGUGGAUCCAGGAGAGGCCCGGCAGUCUGCCCUCGGGCCCCUGUUGUACAACCGCCCCCCGUGUGCCACUGAUGGGGGAGGAGGCCCCUCUCAGCCCCCAGGUCCCCAGCUCCUCAUCCCUCCACCCAGCGUCUUCUCCUCUGGCUCCUGUCCAUCCUCAGUCUCUCUCUGCUUCUCAAAGGGGAGUAGGCUCUGUCCAGAGGUGGAGCGUGAAGAAGGGGUCAAGGAAGGCUGGGAACCGCUGAUCUGUGUCUAA
This is a messenger RNA of Rangifer tarandus platyrhynchus (Svalbard reindeer), 375 nucleotides long. The record is from the annotation of a GenBank genome assembly. Lineage: Eukaryota; Metazoa; Chordata; Mammalia; Artiodactyla; Cervidae.